UUUAUCAUUUCGACUAUGUCGUUGAACCGACCGCAUAACUGAUGGAUGUCCCUUUCUGGAUACGGAUGAGAUACCCUGUUCUCGUUCUCUCGGCGCCUUUAAACAGGGACUGCCCUUACUGUUUCGUAGAUAUUUAACUGAACCCGUUAGAUUUGUGUACCACAACAUGUAGGCCACAGACUGACGCCGAUGGGAUUCCUAAUUUGUUAACGUGCGUAUCCGUCGAGGCUGCAGCGCGCACCGUCACUAAAGAGUCAUGGUUCUUUUUGGAGGGAUUAACUCCCUGACCCUGGGCCUCAGCGUCUUCGUGGUCAUAGUGCUCUGGAAACUGAGCCGUAUCGGUCAAAGACCCAAGAACUACCCUCCCGGGCCGCCCACUCUGCCUCUCAUUGGUAACAUCCAUCAGAUACCAAGCGAGAAGCGGCACAUACAGUUCACAAAAUGGGCGGAAGAAUACGGGCCGAUUUACUCGCUCAUGCUGGGGAGUCAAGUCAUGAUCGUGCUUAGCUCCGACGUGGUGAUUAAGGAUCUGGUGGACAAGCGCGGGGCCAUCUACUCUUCGCGGCCGGAAGCCUACCUUGCUCAAGAUGUCCUGAGCGGAGGACUUAGAGUCUUGUUCAUGGAAAACUCGCCCAACGGGACUUGGAAAGGGGUCCGCAAGCUUCUGCACCUGAUCUUGAACGUCAUUGCCGCGCGCAGUUAUGUCCCGUACCAAGAUCUCGAAAACAAGGCCAUGCUUAUGGGCUUGUUGGAGAGUCCCAACGACUUCAUCAACCACCUGCGUCGCUAUUCGGCCUCCUUAACCACGCAGAUGACAUUUGGCUUCCGUACGGUGACGAUGGACGAUCCGAGGAUUAAGCAGGCGUUUGAUUCGUUCGAUCGGACCUCUGAGCUAAUCGUGUCUCCGACUGCCGCCUUGCUGGACCUCAUACCCGUCCUCCGAAGGCUACCGGACUUCCUGCUGCCAAUCAUUAAAGAAGCCAGGGAAAUGCACCGGCGGGAGCUGAAGCUCUUCAAGGAUUACUAUUUCGACGUGAAGAGAGGACUUCGCGACGGCACCGCCAAGCCCUGCAUAUCCGUGGACAUCGUCAAAAUGCAGAAGCAGGAAGGGCUCUCCGACGAUCUUGCCGCGUACAUAAGUGGCCAGAUCCUGCAGGCCGGCUCCGAGACCACGGCGGGCAUCCUCCUGGGCUUCAUCCAGGCCAUGGUCAUCUUCCCCGAGGUGGCUAAGGCCGGCCAGGAGGAGCUCGACCGCGUCUGCGGCGACCGAAUCCCGGACCUUAACGACGUGCCGAACCUGCUCUACAUCCGCGCCUGUGCCAAGGAGUGCGUGCGCUGGAUGCCGGGGCUCUUCCUCGGUGUGCCGCACGCCGUCACCCAGGACGACACGUACCAGGGGUAUCACAUCCCGAAGGGCGCGACCGUCAUCAUGAACGUCUGGGGCAUCCACAACGACCCGAAGCGGCACCCGAACCCGCGGGCGUUCGACCCGCUGCGGUACAUCCACGACCAGCAGUCGUCGAUGGCGGCGGCGAACAACCCGGACGCGACGCAGCGCGACCACUUCGGGUUCGGGGCGGGGCGGCGGCGCUGCCAGGGCAUGCACAUCGCUGACCGGUCCAUCUUCCUGGCGCUGUCGCGGCUGCUGUGGGCCUUCGACUUCCGCCGCGCGAUCGACCCGGCUACCGGCCGCGAGCUCGUCCCCGACAUGGACGCCCUCGUCGACGGCAUCCUCGCCAUGCCCAAGCCCUUCCCCGCCGACAUCGCCCCCCGCACCCCCGCCAGGGCCCGCCGCGUCCGCGAGGAGUGGGCCCAGGUCGCUGCCCUCCUCGACCCCGCCAUGCAGUGGCGCGAGGUCCCCAAGGGCCUCGUCUGGGGCGACGAGCAGCCCCAGCUGCCCGACUAAGGCGCGCUGCUGGCGGCGGGCUGGCAUCGCGCGGUCCGCGCACGCUCGAACCGGGUUCGGUAGUGGCGCCGGGCUGUAACGCGUCGGCCCCCCUGGGAUC
Molecule: messenger RNA, 2006 nt
Organism: Durotheca rogersii
Lineage: Eukaryota; Fungi; Ascomycota; Sordariomycetes; Xylariales; Xylariaceae
Product: cytochrome P450
Exons: 6
Coding region: 257-1906 (549 amino acids)
Molecular function (GO): monooxygenase activity; oxidoreductase activity, acting on paired donors, with incorporation or reduction of molecular oxygen; iron ion binding
Source: RefSeq, a predicted model, not a curated record